UGUGCGAUCACGAGCGUGUCCAUGUCACCGUGUCCUGCCAUUAUUUAGUCACGGCUACCCAAAGCGAGCACGCACCGUUGGGCUGCGCUGCGAAGCAGACGCGCCCUCAGUCCACUGCUUGCCGCCUUCAAAGCCUCCCCGCUCGCUCUCCCCACCUAUGAGACCAAGCUGCUCCCGCCGCCGCCCGCGUUGUGCUCUGGCUGCGUUUACAUUGUGACCUAGGAAGGCGUUUCUCGGCAGGCCAGGCGGGCGAUCCCGCUGUGCAGCUUUACGCUGCUCGGGCGGCGGGUGAUGGUGCAGCAAGGGGAGGGGGAGGCGAGGGGGCGCCAGAGCCUGCGCUGGGCGAGCAUCGGCGGACGGGCGGGCGCCGCCGCAGUUUAGGAACAAGUUUGCAGAAGGGGCGGCCGCGCGGCUCUGCUCCCACCAUGGGCGUGACCGUGGAGGCGCACAAGGUGUACCGAUACCCCUUCGAGCAGGUGGUGGCCAGCUAUCUCCGCAAGUAUCCGUGUGCCUUGGAGAAAAAUGUUCUAGCUGUAAAAACAGUAGAAGAGAAAACAGAUUUGUCCACAGGAGUCAUAUACCGGAGAAGGAUUGCAACAUGCCAGAAUGUAAUUCCACAGAUUUUAAGGCAGAUCAGUGUCCUAAAAGUAUCUGAAGUCUACUUAGAAGAGGAAUCUUGGCUUAAUACGCAGGAAAGAAUUAUGUCAAUGAAGACUCGGUGUCUCACAUGGACAGAGUAUGCCACUCUUAAAGAAGAAUCAGUCUUCAGAGAAAGCUUGGAGAAUCCAAACUGGACAGAAUUCAUUCAGAAAGGGAGAGUGUCAAUAAAGGGGACAGGAUUGCUGAAUUGCUUCCUGGAAGUUUUUGCACAAACCUUUUUAAACCAAGGAGUCAAAAAGAGUAUUUCAAUAAUGGAGAAACUUCUACAAGAACAGUUUGGUAGCCCAUUUCUGUAAUUGAGGAAAAGAGGAGAAAUCUCACUGUGUUGCACCAGAGCAGUAUGUCCUUAUUACCAACCCUGCUUCUUGGUGAAGUUAACUUCCAGGUUAUUUUAAUGAAGAAGGAAAGAUUGGACAGAAUAAGACAAUGAUGUGCAAGCUCCUUUAAGUAACAUAAACGAGAUGACUACCUCUAGAAGGGUACACUCUGGUGACAUCAAGAAGGGUGUUUUGACAAAUGCACCUGAGUGCACAUGUGCUGCGAUAUCCGAAAACUUACAUGACAAUAGACAAUAAUCAAAAUGAAAAAUAAGCCCCAGAGUCUUUGAUUUGGUGGAGAAACUAUCACACAAGAGGAACAGAGUUUUCCUCUGUUUUAAUGCAUGGCCAUGAACAGAGAGCAUCUGUUCCAUUGCACUGCAGCUGAUACAUUUCAUUAGCAGGUACUGUGAAUUUAUAUGAUUAUAUGAAGAUUACACAAGAAUUCAAGAUUUCCUUUUUUUAGAAUUCUAGUUUUCUGCAAAAACAUUCUUUGAAGCCAAAUAUGAAUGCGACACUCACUGCCUAUGAUUGCCAACACAUCCCUCUAAAGUGGGGAUCAUGGCAAAAGGUUAGACAAAAGGUUAUUGGUUUUCUCAGCGCCCAUCCAGUGUGGCUGCAUAUGACCCUCCAGACUCGAAGGACGAUGGGCAGCUGAUGGAGGGCAGGAGGAGCACGUUGGCCAGGAUUGUCUGUAUGGAUUGUCCCUCGCUGCCCAAAGCAUUUUAGACUGCCCAUUUCGGCCAUCUAAAUAUUUCCCCUUUUUUUGAGGAGGGGCUGAGGCCCUGCUAGGAUUCCUCAGAAGGGGGUGCCUCACUCCCUGCCUCCUCCCUGCUGGGACCUGCUCCAGAGGUGGCCUUCUGUCUCUGGAGUCCAGCCAGCCUUGAAAGAAGGCUCCAGUGACAGAAGGAGGACCCUCAAGGACAGUUCUGACCAAUCCUUUGGCCUUCCAGACACUGUUGGGUGGACACAGGAGUGCUCGCUCUGUCCAUAAAGCUUGAAAAUAAAGCUGUUUGAACUUAACACUCUCAGGUUUAGUAUUAACCUGAAUGUCAGCUUUUCUGUUAAGAUAAUCACCUUGUUCUGUCUUUCAGUGCUGAUGCAUUUAAUAGGUUAAAGUACCUAUCUAUCAGUAUAAACUGGCAUCUAGAGAAAUGUUCUUAUUCAAAUCCUAUAUGCUUUGUUCCAGAUUGUAUUUGUAAACAAUUCUCUCUAAAUAGAACAAACAUUUAUGGGAGUACCCUCAUCUGAAAUGAAAGCAAAUCAAGGUUAAAUUCUCAAACAUGGGCAGUCCAUAAUAGAUUUCACACAGCUGAAUCUAGCCAUGGCACCAGGCCGCUCGUAAGAGUUCAAAUGUUGCCAUAUGCAGCAUUUUGCUGCUAGCUGAAGUGCUGGGAGAAAAGUUAACCCCUGCCCAGUGCUGGUAUCUCCACUGUGUUGGGUAGAUAUGGUAAGUGUGAUGUGGUCUGCAGAGUGAUACUUGGAUAACAUCUGAAGUGUUAGAAAUAUUUAGGUCGUGGCUAAAUAAAAUUAUGUCCUCCACUAGUAGGGAGGAAUAUGUUGUUCUGACAUAAAAUCAUGUCCUUUUCAACCUUGUCACCUGCAGUUUUAUGACGGAGAUGGCAAGAGCAGUUUGGAAUAAAUUUAGAUUUACCAGGCACAGCAGUUAUGUCAGGUCACUUUUAAUUCAUUUCUUUCAGUGGUAAGCCAGCCUAACCAGUCACUGGCACUGAAAAGUGCACCAGCUGCCCAGCUGGCUGCCUCCCAUUCCCGUUCUCUCGCUAAAUGUGUUGAGGGCAAAGAGAGACAAGUCUGUCCAAGCUGUGCUAGUGAUGAGAAGCAAUUGAGCCCCCCCCCCCCGCCCCCCAAUUUGUCUACACAUGUAGAGAGCCAGUGUGGUAUAGUGGUUAAAAACAUGGGUCUGGGACUCAGACAACCUGGGUUCUAGUCCUUGCUCAGCCAUGGAAACCGCUGGGUGACUUUGGGUCAGUCACAGACUCUUGGCCCGGCCUACCUCACUGGAUUGUUGUUGUGAGGAUAAGAUUAAAAGGAGGAGGAGAAUGAUGCAGGCCCCUUGAUCUCCUUGAAAGAAAAGGCAGGAUAUAAAUAUGAUAAAUAAAUGGAAGGGAAGGGAAACGGAGACAGAAGACCCAGAAAAAGAGCAAGGUGCAUUUGAACUGAAAAGAAAGCAGGGCCAGGAUAUGAAUGUUGCCAUUAACAGUAUACUGGAAAGUAUGGAAAGCAAACACAGAGCCCACUUGACUUUGAAACAAAGUGAUGCUUUUAUCUACCCAGUAAUAUAAAAAAUAAGGCUGAAGCAGCUUUCAUGUGAUUGAGCCCCCCAUGGAAGCUAUUACGAAGUGAAUCAACUUGUUAAAUGGAUCUGAAUAAAUUUCAACAGUGUACCAAUA
Messenger RNA from Varanus komodoensis (Komodo dragon), 3388 nucleotides. RefSeq names its product PRELI domain containing 2 (gene PRELID2). The transcript has 7 exons. Gene Ontology annotation, molecular function: phosphatidic acid transfer activity. The coding region runs from base 426 to 956 and encodes 176 amino acids. Gene Ontology annotation, biological process: phospholipid transport. The record is from RefSeq and is a predicted model, not a curated record. Gene Ontology annotation, cellular component: mitochondrial intermembrane space. NCBI's taxonomy places the organism in Eukaryota, Metazoa, Chordata, Lepidosauria, Squamata, Varanidae.